This is a messenger RNA of Cavenderia fasciculata, 2106 nucleotides long. It is a transcript of the gene tcf25, whose product is annotated as Nulp1-type basic helix-loop-helix domain-containing protein. The record is from RefSeq and is a predicted model, not a curated record. The coding region runs from base 1 to 2106 and encodes 701 amino acids. NCBI's taxonomy places the organism in Eukaryota, Evosea, Eumycetozoa, Acytosteliales, Cavenderiaceae. The transcript is spliced from 5 exons. Gene Ontology annotation, cellular component: RQC complex.
AUGUCGUCAAGAUUGAUGAGAAAGGUCAAAAAGGACAAUGAUCUCUUGGACAAUAAUAAUCAUAGCACAGCAGACUCGAGUGACGACGAUGGCACUAGUGAUGAGGAAGAGUCACCUGUAGUACAACAAAAGAAAAAGGUUGUAUCAUCAUUCUCAAUGUUGGGUUUAAGUGAUCAAGAAGAUGAAGAUGAUAAUGAACAACAACAAGAAGAAGAAGAUGAAGAUGAAGAAGAAGAAGAAGAAGAGGAACAAGUUGUAGAGGUAAAACCAAAACAAUCCAAUACUCCUAAACAACCUCAGCAACAACAAUCAUCAUCAAAGAAUAAGAACAAAAAUAAGAAGGGUAAACAACAACAACAACAAUCUCAACAACAACAAUCAUCAUCAUCAUCAAAGAAUAAGAAUAAGAAAAAGAAUAAUAGUAAUAGUUUAAAUAAGCAAUUGGAUGAAUUGGUUGAUAUUAUAAAUGACAAGUCAUCAUCGACAUCGACAUCUACCUCUACAACAUCUACAACAUCUACUUUAUCAUCAUUAUCUGAUCCAACAGGAUUAAGAGAUAUGAUUAUCAUUGAACCAAAGAAUAUGAAUCCAUCAAAUGAAUUAAAGAAAUUAUUUGGUUGUAAAAUUGUAUGUCAUACAACAGCAGACCAGACAACCAAUAGUGAUAUUAGAGAAGUUGAAAAGAAUACUAGUAAACAACAAAAUAAUCCAUAUUAUAAUAUUAAUUUACAAUUGGCAAAAAAGAAACAUUUAAUAUUUGUUUCACCAAAGACAGAAUGGCCACCACUUUUAAAUCCACUUUCAAUGGAGGUUGAUCGUGUUGAAGGAGCUAUUACAUAUUAUCGUUUGAAAUGGACAGAAAAUUAUCGUCGUGUACAACAAGACUUUUUAACAGUUCUUCAAUCUCACGAUCCAAUGACUAUUGCCGAACUUUUAAGAUACUAUCCCUAUCACAUUGACUCUCUUCUUCAACUCAGUCAAGUUUGUCUUCAAACUGCCGAUUUCCAACAUGCCGGUGAUUUUGUUGAACGUGCCAUAUUUGCAUUUGAAAGUUCUUUUCAUCACAACUUUAAUCCUUUACUUGGUAAUUCAAGAUUUGAAUAUAAAAUUCAAGAUAAUAAGACUGGAUUUUUAUCAAUAUUUAGACAUAUUCAAAUUUUAGGUAGAAGAGGUUGUCCAAGAACAGCUUUGGAAUAUUGUAAAAUGUUAUUAUCAUUUGAUUAUAAUGAUCCAUUAUAUGUUAGAUUAAUUAUAGAUUAUUAUGCACUUCGAUCAAAACAAUAUGGUUGGUUGGUUGAUUUUUACAAAAAGGUUACAAAGAUUGGCAAUCAGUCACUUUACCUUUUACCAAACUUUUGUUAUUCUAGUGCAUUGGCAAAAUUCUUUUCUGAAAAGGCAGGCAACGCCAAGCACGAGGAAAGCAGUAAAUGGUUACAGACAGCUUUGAUCAGAUUCCCAAUGCUCCUGAGACCAUUGAUUCAAAAGUUAAAGACAACUUUAUUAUCAACUCAAACCAAUUCAACAUUUGGCAACUCUCUAUGUCGAAAGAAUCAUACGCUUUGGGAUUCGCCACAAGUCAUUGAAUGGCUCAAAGAGAAUGUAAAGGCGGUGAUUGGUCGAGUCGCCAUCAAAGAUCCUAUUAUCGAAGAGUCUAUCAACGAGGUGUUGAAAGAGUACUCGGUGGUCGAUCAAAAUAUGUUUGACCAUCUCUUCCUCAGUGAGUACUCUGAUGUCAUCCAAAGACUGCCACCCGAUGUCAUUGAAGUCAUGCGUCAAGAAGGCUUCAACAAUAUUGAACCACCACAAGGUGUUGACCCUAGAAGAGUUGGUCAAGGCUUCCAAGUCUAUCGUAGACAACCAGUUAGACAACAAGUAGUAAGACAACAACAACAACAACAGCAACAACAACAACCACAAGAACCACUCAUUCAAGAGAAUCCAGACUAUCAUCCACUCUUACAUUUUGUUCGAACCCUAUUACCAUUUGGUCAAGGUGGUGGUAAUAAUCAACAACAAGAACAAGCUCAAAGAGGUUUCCUUGAUGAUUAUGUUGAUGUUAUUUAUGAUGAUGAUGAUGAACAAGAACAAGAUGAACAACAAGAUUAA